Messenger RNA from Didymosphaeria variabile, 1437 nucleotides. RefSeq lists its product as uncharacterized. Lineage: Eukaryota; Fungi; Ascomycota; Dothideomycetes; Pleosporales; Didymosphaeriaceae. Gene Ontology annotation, molecular function: tRNA (cytidine-N3)-methyltransferase activity. Bases 1 to 1437 code for a protein of 478 amino acids. The transcript has a single exon. The record is from RefSeq and is a predicted model, not a curated record.
AUGGAGCCCACAACAAGUGAUAUCGCCGGCCAGCGCUUCGAGACCGAUAAUUCCAAAACCACAAAACAGAAUCCCAAACAGCAACUAUCCAAGGCCAUGGAGCACAUGCGCUUCGCUGUAACCGUCGAUCCUAUUCCUCGUUCCUCGACCACCUCCACACCCACGUCCCAGCCUCCCUCAGACCCAGACACCUCACAACCCGCGCCCGAAGCUGAAGCCGGAUCCGACGCAUACGGCGUCCCCGCCUCCAUCGCCCCGAUCCGCAAACCUGCGCACCGCUCGCACUCCCCCUCCAACAAUCAAAAGCGCAGCGAUCCCUUUGCCUUCGGCUCUCGCUUCCUCGAGGAAGGCGACAACAUUUUCGAAUUCAACGCGUGGGACCACGUCGACGUCGAUCCCGCCUACCAGUCCUUCUCAUCUGAGCAGUACGAAAAGCAGCGCGCAGACCCCGUGUCCGACUUCGACAAGAAGCGGUUCAACGACAACCCCGAGAAGUGGUGGAACUUGUUCUAUAAGAACAACAAGACGAAUUUCUUCAAGAAUAGGAAAUGGUUGGCGCAGGAGUUCCCGGUGCUGGAUGAGGUUACGAAGGAGGAUAGUAAGCCCGCGGUGGUGCUGGAGGUGGGCGCCGGUGCGGGGAAUAGCGCGUUUCCGAUAUUGCAGAAGAGGAAGAAUAAGGGGUUGAAGAUUCAUGCGUGUGAUUUCUCAAAAAAGGCGGUCGAGUUGAUACGGGGGCAUGAAUUGUACGAUCCAGAGUUUAUACAGGCGGAUGUGUGGGACGUUGCUGCGUCGCCAGAGUCGGAAAACGGAGGGUUACCUCCUGGUAUAGAAGAAGGCAGUGUGGACGUCGUGCUUAUGAUAUUCAUUUUCUCGGCAUUAAAUCCGAGGCAGUGGGACCAGGCUGUGAAGAAUGUCUGGAGAGUGCUGAAGCCGGGCGGGCAGGUGUUGUUUAGGGAUUAUGGAAGAGGUGAUCUGGCGCAGGUGCGUUUUAAGAAGGGAAGGUACAUGGAGGAGAAUUUCUACGUACGAGGCGACGGUACGCGCGUAUACUUCUUCGAACAAGAAGAGCUGGAGGAAAUAUGGAGCGGCGAAGCGCACUCGAUUCAGCGUGAGGCGAAGACACAGAAUAGAUAUUCCGAUGAGGCGGCAUCAACACAACAGUUAUCCGAUCUGCAUCUAGAAAAGGAGGCUGAAGGGGUUGAAGAAGCCUCGAGGACAGCAUCUGAGCCCACAACGCACUCGCCGCGGCCCGCUUUCGAGAUUGUGCAUUUUGGAAUCGACAGACGCAUGCUUGUAAACCGGCAACGGAGGCUGAAAAUGUACCGUUGCUGGAUGCAGGCUGUGUUCCGGAAACCAGGGCAUCAGAGCGAGGUACCGACAAGUACAUUAAGGCAGGAUAAAGAAAAGGAGGGAGAGGGCGAGGAAGAGGAGGCAUGA